Molecule: messenger RNA, 651 nt
Organism: Saccostrea echinata
Lineage: Eukaryota; Metazoa; Mollusca; Bivalvia; Ostreida; Ostreidae
Exons: 6
Coding region: 1-651 (216 amino acids)
Source: RefSeq, a predicted model, not a curated record
AUGGGGUCUGAGGUGGUUAGAAGAAACCUUUACCUAACAAAUGAAACUACCAAUUCUUCUCUUGUGUUCAUUGACUACGCAGUGCCAAGGGAGGAGGCAGAUAAGAAGUGUUCUUUCUAUGGCUUCAAGACGCCAGACACCAAGACAACAGAGCACGAUAUUAGUUAUAUCAUGCAGUCCAAAGAAACCGUAUGGACGUUUACUGAUGAAGACAGAUAUGUUUUAAUAGGACAUCGUCAAUGGCUUUCAAUCAGGGGAUGUCAUCAUAUAAACCUGACACACAAUGGUCAACUACACCACAACUGCAAUCUUGUUUUUGAUUCACUGGACAGCAUGAUGAGUUCAUAUAUUGGAAUACAUAAAACUUCUUGUUACCUAAUACCAGAAAAUAUAAAAGAAUUUGAGAAAACGCAGCUCCCAGAAUCACUGUGUGGUUGGCGAUGUACUGAUGUGAUUGAGACUUCAUGUGGCGGAACAGAGGCAAUAUCACUGUACAAAGUCAUAGAAGUGACUUACAAAACUUUUUCGGGGUUUAAACCACCCCAUGAGGAACAAUGCAAUGCUUUAUAUCUAGCUGAUGUUGAACUGCCUUAUCAAAGAAUUGCCUGCCAAAACACUUCAACCUGCACAACUCUGUGUUUACAAAAGUAA